Molecule: messenger RNA, 826 nt
Organism: Umbelopsis ramanniana AG
Lineage: Eukaryota; Fungi; Mucoromycota; Umbelopsidomycetes; Umbelopsidales; Umbelopsidaceae
Exons: 3
Coding region: 48-593 (181 amino acids)
Biological process (GO): translation
Cellular component (GO): cytosolic small ribosomal subunit; ribosome
Molecular function (GO): structural constituent of ribosome
Source: RefSeq, a predicted model, not a curated record
UUUAUAUGCAACAGCAAGCGAAUAUCACAGCAAUCCAUCCAUGAUCGAUGCAUCUAUUAGAUGGAUGGAUGGAACGAGACAUGGUUCGCCAGCACUGCAAUUCGAAGCAUUCCCAAAAGAAAAAUUUACUGACUCCUAAUUACCGUCAUUCAGAAAUGUCUGCUGAGGAAGAACACGUUGCUGUUGACGCCCAAGAAAUCGAGGUUGCUGCUGAUGCCACCCAAGGACAAAUGUCCGUUGAAGAGGCUCUCCAGGAAGUUCUUCGUCGCGCUUUGGUCCACGAUGGUCUUGCCCGUGGUCUCCGUGAAGCCGCCAAGGCUCUCGACAGACGUCAAGCUCACCUUGCUGUCCUCGUUGAGACCUGCACUGAGAAGGAGUACAUCAAGCUCGUUGAGGCUCUUUGCGCUGAGCACAACAUCAACUUGAUCAAGGUCUCCGAUGCUAAGAAGCUCGGUGAAUGGGCCGGUCUCUGCAAGAUCGACCGUGAGGGUAACGCCCGUAAGGUUGUUGCUUGCUCCUGCGUCGUUGUCAAGGACUUCGGUGAAGAGUCCGAGGCCAUGAACGUUCUUUUGGACUACUUCAAGACCCGUUAAAAAGUUUUGUUUUCUUUCACAAAAAUAAAAUUAUAAAAAGACGUUUAUCGGUCUAAUAUCCUAAAUCUAUCAUAUUUUAACGUGGAUGGAGUAAAUGCAAUGGGUCGAGUAGUGUUAGAAACGUCGAGUUGUAUACAUUCAAGUAACAGCGAUAAUGGCCGUUACACUUUUCUUAACUACAUUGCAUUCAUGAGCUACAUAAUCAGCACCAAUAUACGUAUAGGCCUUCACGU